Molecule: messenger RNA, 324 nt
Organism: Mesocestoides corti
Lineage: Eukaryota; Metazoa; Platyhelminthes; Cestoda; Cyclophyllidea; Mesocestoididae
Source: the annotation of a GenBank genome assembly
CCCCUUGCUAAAGUGGCGGACCAAAGCCUGGACAGCCGAGAACCGUCAGUCCGAAAUCUGGUGGAUGCCCACGUUGUGGCCAGCGCGUUUACGAUGCCGAAAAGGCAAUCGGUUGCCCUGGAGACAUACGCUGUUUCACGGCUGUUCUUUCAGUUGAAGUUCCACAAACGCUGCUUCCGAUGCAAGACCUGCGGCAAGUCUCUCGAUUCUACGAACAUUGCCACGAAAGAUGAUGAAAUUUACUGCAAAACUUGCUACGGGAAGCAAUUUGGACCGAAGGGUUUCGGUUUUGGCCAAGGAGCCGGCGCCCUCAACAUGGGCUAA